Messenger RNA from Empidonax traillii (willow flycatcher), 282 nucleotides. RefSeq names its product anoctamin-3-like. The record is from RefSeq and is a predicted model, not a curated record. Lineage: Eukaryota; Metazoa; Chordata; Aves; Passeriformes; Tyrannidae. The transcript is spliced from 3 exons. The annotation marks the transcript as partial.
UUAGUGCAGGUAUGAAUACAAGCAAGAGUGAAACAGUGAAAGACCAUCCAUUAAAACCUUCUAGAAGAUCUAUGCCAUGCCUGGUCCAGAGCCAAACACAUCCUCAGAGCCUGAGCAAGCAUUCCUCAUUCCUGCAGCCAAACCGUGUCCAGCCACAGCCUCUCAGUGCAGGGACAUCGACAGCGACGGUGGAUGUGGUGUCAGAACGAGCUAAAGUGGUGGAGACUUUGGAAAACAACUUGCUUAAGUUGUCUAAUACAGAAUAUGGUGAUCCAUUUUUAG